GUUUGAAGGAUGAGUAGACUCAAUCGAUGAGCUGAUCCAGCCCUGCAUCGGACCACCCGGAGGGCCAAUCACCUGAUCCCGCAUGGACGACAGUGAGUGGGAAUAUCUUCACUGCAAUGCGUUAGUUCGAUCAGGCGAUGCUAGUCGAUGCUAGCCCCCCUUAGCCCACCUUAGUUCACCCUCAUUAAGCCCGGUCGGGGUAAGUGUUUCGGUGCACAAGUGGAGCUGGAGCGUUGUGUCCACGUAUCCCAAGUUCCCAGCCAUCAUCCAUCAUGCAGCUCGCAUCAUCGCCGCCUGCGUUUCCGGUCUGGGCCACUAGAUAAGCAAAUAUGCCAAGCAAAGGGAUUUCAGUCUACAGCUACAUCUCCCCCGCCGUCGAGGGCUACGAGGUGGGAUUCUCCGUCCCGGGAGAGGAUGUCCUACACACGUCGGCCCAGAAUUUCACCCCGCGUCGCUUGGAACUCGACUCCGCCAACAUCCCCGGGGCGAACAACUUUACCGGUCGGUUGGAAUGGAAGGUCUUCCGCUACGGGGAAGUCGUCGCCAGCGCCUACAAUGACAUCAGUACCCUGACGGGCAAGCUCACCGGCGGGGAGAUGGUGUCCACCCAGGACUUCCACCCCAUCGUGCUGGAGGAUGCCAUCAUCACGUACGGCUUCUACAACGCGGGGCGCGGGGAGGUCGGCCUGACGAAGCGGGAUCAGUGCUACGUGACCAUCUGCUCGACGGACAACCGCGCUUGGAUGGGCGAUCUGGCGCCGGUCGGAUCCAUGGAGGCGCAGAAGCCCUUCUCCCGCUUCGCCCUCGCAGCCCCGCAUGACAACGGCAUGAACAGCAUGGACAGCUGCGACGCGGUGUUCCAGCAUCUGGACGGGGACAUGCUCGCAGCCGUGCGGGAGCUCGUGCCGAUGCUCGCCCACAUCCGGCACAUCCCCGACGGAUUCCUCAUGGAGAAGCUGCCGCACAUCGUCUACGGCUUGGCCAUCACUCAGAAGAAGGAGAUCGCCGUGAUGCUGAACAUGGGCGCCCGAUACUUCGAGUUCCGACCGGCCAAGCUCCUGCCCAUCUUCCAGAAGAUCUCCUCCCUCCCAGACACGUAUUACUUCCAGCACGCGUGUAUCCCGGGGCUGGCCUUCGACGCCUUCCUCCGCGCGCAGGUGGCAUUCCUGGAUGAGAACCCAACCGAGAUCGUGACCAUCCAUAUCCGGUGGGACAACAUCGUGGCCGACUGCGAGCGACCCACCGAGGAGCAGAUCGGGCAGCUGCUGACCGAUGCGUGUGCCACGACCGCCGUGCAGCCGCUGACCUGGGGCGGCCGCGAGUGUUUCAGCCAGCCGAUCGACGAGCUCCGGAGCACUGGCAAGCGGCUGAUUUGUGUGAUCGAGGCGGACAAGUACGACAGCUGGACGGCGGAGGCGUACGCGACGUUGAGUGCGGACUCGAUUCUCGCGCGGUUCGAGGGGAUGACCACCGAGGGGCAGGAGAGCAGUGACCUGACGGUGCUGCAGUGCCAGGCCACCUCGCAGUCGAUCAAGGAGGUGAUGAUCUAUAGCGUGGUGGAGGCGGGCGCGGUGUCGUCGUGUUUGACCUCGACCAAGGCCGCGUUGGAUACGCGGACCCUCCCGUGGAUUCGAGAGAACGCGCUGGAGCGACUGCAGGCGGAGCGGACGAUUGUGAUCAUGAACGACUUCAUCGAUGGGGCGACGACGGACACGUCGAUCUUGUUGUCGAAGCAGCGGCUGGCUUUGUAGGGACUGUACAUAGUGCAUAACAUGAUAGAACUAGACUCUCAAGGCUAUAAGUUAGUAGUUCUUUUGCUUGUUUACAACGGCACGGAAGAAUGAAAUUGCCGAGGAAGGCACCCAAAGGCGGUGAGGAUCUGCCGGCUUCGCUCGUCAACUCUCCAGGGAACAAAGAGAGG
Aspergillus aculeatinus CBS 121060 is the source of this 1921-nucleotide messenger RNA. Its product is annotated as PLC-like phosphodiesterase. The record is from RefSeq and is a predicted model, not a curated record. Gene Ontology annotation, molecular function: phosphoric diester hydrolase activity. The transcript has a single exon. Gene Ontology annotation, biological process: lipid metabolic process. NCBI's taxonomy places the organism in Eukaryota, Fungi, Ascomycota, Eurotiomycetes, Eurotiales, Aspergillaceae. The coding region runs from base 330 to 1751 and encodes 473 amino acids.